Molecule: messenger RNA, 639 nt
Organism: Guillardia theta CCMP2712
Lineage: Eukaryota; Cryptophyceae; Pyrenomonadales; Geminigeraceae
Exons: 1
Coding region: 1-639 (212 amino acids)
Source: RefSeq, a predicted model, not a curated record
AUGUCCAUUUUGCUCCUCCUCGGCUGCAUCCUGUCCGCCAUCUCGCCUACACUGGGCAAUGAUGUACACCCCCCACACUUCUCGGCUGUGCUCAGGAGCAGGAGUUUGGAGAACUUCGUUCCUUCAGAGCUUCGAGACAGCAAUGGCGUUCCUCGUAUAUCGGAUCUGCCUGCAGGAGGACUUGACUCCGUGCUCCGCCCUGCGGCCUUUCGGUUAGGGCUCAAGGAAGAUUUCUGCGGACGAUGUCUUACCCCCCAGCCAGGAGUUCCUAAGAUCCUGCAUGAAGCAAAUUUGAUCCGCUGGGUGCAUCCCGACACGGAUGUAGAUGUGAGUCUCUGGUACACACCAUUGUUCGACCAAGAUGAUACCAGCCAGCAAGCUGGGUUAUCCAUUGAAGGCGUCUAUUCUCGAAGGAAGUACAACUUCGAGAAGCAGUAUGAGAAGGCGGAGCAUGAGAACCCAUGGAACCCUGUCAUUCCCCUUUCAACUGAGAUGACUCCGGGACGUAUCUCCACCUUCGGCUCCUGGAGAAAGUACGGCAUGGACAAAGAGCACAACGCCGAAACAGAUCACUCAAACGGCCAUCUAUUAGUAUCUGACGUUGAGCGCGUGCUGAUGGAGGCUAUUGAAGGCAAGUAA